Messenger RNA from Punica granatum (pomegranate), 1097 nucleotides. The record is from RefSeq and is a predicted model, not a curated record. Lineage: Eukaryota; Viridiplantae; Streptophyta; Magnoliopsida; Myrtales; Lythraceae.
GAUCCGUGGCUCUGCUGCAAGCAAAACAGAGCUCCACUCAAAGAACCGAGAGUGGCACUACGCUCGAUCGCCAUGACCUUAUCUUAUCUUCAGCUCCAUCCUCCUCCUACUCUCAGCCCCAACUCUUCGAGUUCCGCAGGCCCAGUUCCUCUCCACCCUCAAUCCCACCAUCUCAGCUUCCCCUUCCCAUCAAAAUCCACAUCGCCCCAAGCACUCCCGAGCAGCUCCAGCGCAGCUUCCCCUGAGAAAUGGCGGGCCAAAGUUUCCUUCUUUCCCGCAUUCUUGAAGAAGGGAAAGGACGCACAGGCCCUGAAGGAGGAGCUUCUUGAUGCUAUCGCGCCGCUUGAUCGUGGGGCCGAGGCCACCCCCGAGGACCAGCAGAGAGUCGAUGAGAUGGCUCGCAGGCUCGAGGCAGCAAACCCGACAAAGGAGCCGCUCAAAUCUCCUUUGCUUAAUGGGAAGUGGGAGCUCAUAUACACCACCUCACAAUCGAUUCUGCAGACCCAGAGACCUAAGUUCUUGAGAUCAACCACAAACUACCAAGGGAUCAAUGUGGAUACUCUGAGGGCCCAAAAUAUGGAGUCUUGGCCAUUCUUCAAUCAGGUGACAGCAGAUCUAACUCCUUUGAAUUCGAGGAAGGUGGCUGUGAAAUUUGAUUAUUUCAAGAUUGCGGGACUGAUACCCAUCAAGGCACCGGGAAGAGCGCGUGGGGAACUCGAAAUCACGUAUCUAGAUGAGGAACUGCGAGUAUCGAGAGGAGACAAGGGAAACCUCUUCAUCUUAAAAAUGGUCGAUCCUUCCUACCGUGUCCCUGUAUCAAAGGAGCAAGCUGCGUAAUGCUAGGGCAUGUAUGGUAUUUUGUUCCACCGGAAAGGAGCUAGUAUAGCAUACCAUACCAUACCCUUUCAGUUGUUUGAGGGGUCUGCUCUAAAGAUAUUCCAUGACAGGAAGUCUCUCCCUGUGACAUCACAGAUGAAAGUUGUAUGAUUCACGGAAAGGUCUAGUUUUUCGGCCUACAUAAAUUUUCUUCAGGAGAAUUAGACUUACACUUUGCAUCAAAGCGUUACUUUAACGGAAGGUUUUGUUCCAACUGUUCA